CAUAAAGCGAUAAAAAUAUUCACGAGUUUAAUAAUACAUAAUCAUUUAAGAGUUUGAUUUCAAGUAAAAAAAAAAUCACAUUUUUCUCUGUUUUGACUUUUGAGCUGUAGAUAAAAUUACACUUUAUAGUUUGGGGCACCCCUAUCAUCACCCACUGGGCUUCUCUACAGAUCAGCCAAACAUAAGGGGCACAACUACUGAUUUUGCAACUGAAGCCUUCAUGCACACCAACUGUUUGUGAAAAGUCUUGAGAGACUCAUCAUGUAAUUGUUUCUGAAGAUAAAUAUGAGAUCUUCAAGUAGUGUAGGACUUGGUUUGAGUCUUGUGUUUGGGUGUUUGUUGCUAGCUCUUAUAGCUGAGCUUUACUAUCUGUUAUGGUGCAAGAAAAGGGUAUCAAACAGAGAUAUUGAAGAAAGUUACAGCAGUCCAGCAAGAGAGUUUUUAUACUUGUUUUGUUGGAAAAAGCCUUCAUCUUUAACCUCUACAGGGCUAACCACAGACACCCAAGUUCAUGAACCACAAGCACCAUCAUGGCUCAGACCAGUUGGUCGUCAAGAGGUUCAAGACUGUGAUGACAUGACUAUUGAAACUGAAGUUGAACUCUUGAGGCUGCAAAACCUCUCUGGCCCACCAAGGUUUCUCUUCACUAUCAAAGAAGAAACAAAGGAAGACUUGGAAUCUGAAGAUAAGAGUAAAAGAGGGUCAAGAGGAAGAAGUUUGAGUGAUGAUGUGUUUUCAGUUGACACACCUUUUUUCACUCCACUUGCUUCACCACCUUACUUGACUCCACCAAUAACCCCUAGAGAUUCAACACAUAGACCCUUUAGCCCCUUGAGUUAUUCAUCAAGUGAUGCAGAGUUCAACAGGAUUUGGGCUUCACCACCUCCAAAGUUCAAGUUCUUGAGAGACGCUGAAGAUAAACUUCAAAAAAGAAUACUCUCUGAAAGAUUUGGAGUUGAAAAUUCUGUUAAAAAAGGUGAUGAAAAUGGAUCUUUUAUCACACUAAUUGUGUCUAAAGAUAAGGAAAUUGUUCAUCAGUGUCCUUCAAGCUCUUCACAGGUACUCCCUUUAGCAGCUUCUCCCCCUACAUUCAGACCACAUUUUCAUAAGAAUUUCAGUUCACAAUAGAGCUGCAUCAGUGAUAUAAUAUGGGUGUAUGUAUGUAUUAUGUAUAACUUUCUUUUAGAGCUUUAUUAGUAAGAAGUUUUAAUUCAGGGAAAGCCCAUUUUGCCAGUA
Molecule: messenger RNA, 1236 nt
Organism: Helianthus annuus (common sunflower)
Lineage: Eukaryota; Viridiplantae; Streptophyta; Magnoliopsida; Asterales; Asteraceae
Exons: 1
Coding region: 286-1128 (280 amino acids)
Source: RefSeq, a predicted model, not a curated record